Messenger RNA from Colius striatus (speckled mousebird), 2052 nucleotides. RefSeq names its product pleckstrin homology domain containing J1 (gene PLEKHJ1). The record is from RefSeq and is a predicted model, not a curated record. Gene Ontology annotation, biological process: endosome organization; receptor recycling; retrograde transport, endosome to Golgi. The transcript is spliced from 6 exons. NCBI's taxonomy places the organism in Eukaryota, Metazoa, Chordata, Aves, Coliiformes, Coliidae. The coding region runs from base 60 to 527 and encodes 155 amino acids. Gene Ontology annotation, cellular component: recycling endosome; trans-Golgi network; early endosome.
GAGCCGGGGGGCGGCCGCAGCCCGGGGCGGGGGUCGGCGGCCGCGGGACUCGCUGAGCCAUGCGGUACAACGAGCGCGAGCUGCUGUCCCUGGCCCGGCAACCCGCCGAGAAAGCGGCCGAGAUCCUGAUGCGGGUGCCCAAGAAAGGGAGCGUGCUGAAGAAACGCCUCGUGAAGCUCGUUGUCAACUUUCUCUUCUACUUCCGGACGGAUGAGGCAGAGCCUAUUGGAGCUCUGCUGCUGGAGCACUGCAGGAUCACCAAAGAGGAGGAGAACGUCUUCUCAAUCAGUUUCAUUGAGGAGCCAGAGAGGAAGUACUGCUUCGAGUGUGCCAGUGAGGAGCAGUGUCAGGAGUGGGUGGAGGCGCUGAAGAGAGCCAGCUACGAGUUCAUGAGGAGGACCCUGAUUUUCUACCGGAACGAGAUCCAGAAGAUGACAGGGAAGGACCCCCUGGAGCAGUUUGGGAUCUCAGAGGAAGCCAGAUUCCAGCUGGGAACACACAAGGAGUGCUCCCCUCACCUGGGCUGAACCAGGCUGUGCCCCCGAGGGUCACCCAGCGCCCCGGGAGGAACAGCAGCAGCUGCCCACAGCAGUGACCAAGGGACUCGAAUUUAUCAGCCAAAUAGUUUUGUAUGAUUUUUGUUUAAAGGGAACUCAUUGCACAUUCCCACUUGCCCCAGCUGUGGAGGCAGCUGCUCUUAGCUGCUCCCUGCAGGUGGGGCCCUGGGCAGCAAGGAGGGGCAGAGCAGCCUGGGCAGCACCUGGGCUCCAAGGGAAGCUUUGGGUCUGGUUGGUUGGGAAUUAAUGCCAAAACAAGAGCCCACAGUUCAAGCUUUAGUGGCCUGGCCUUGCUGCUUUCCCUCCUGCUGCUGGGUACCAGGAGAGGGGCAGAUGGUACCAAUGCUUUAUUUUUAACCUCAAAGCCAAGAUUGUUUCCCCUUUCCCUCCCCAGGGACUCCCACACCCUCCAGUCAUUCCAGGUGCUUCCUCCAGAGCUGACCCAGAGCAGGGGAGGGGCUGCCCAGUGGGUCCUGCCCGGGGAGCUGAGGGCAGCACAGGGUGGAUUUACAGACAGAUGGUGGCUCUGGGGGAAGCAGCAACAAGGGAUUAAAAGCAGGAACAUACAAGAGCUGCACUUGAGGGAAUUAAGUGUCCUCAGAUGACUUUAAAGUGCAUUUUAAUCCUCACCAGCCCACUCUGUGUCACCUCAGGGCAGUGGCUUGUUCCCAACGUGCUGGUGGGGUACACAGCAGCUUUACUUACUGUGAAAGAGUUGUCUGGCUGGUUGCUUGAGAGAGGAUGGAUGGACAGACCCGGGCUCAGCAGCAGUUUCCUCUGCCACAGGCUGAGCAGGGCCACGUGGGCUCCUCCAGUGCAGCUCUGGCUCCAGCAUUGCUUUCCCAUGGCUCUUGCCCGUCCCUGUCAGAGGCAGAACAUCCCUGCUCAGCUCCCUGGGCUUCAGCAGAAGUGAAUCCUUCAGAGUCAACCCUGUACAGAAACAAAACCUCAGGGCUUCUGCCACGGUGCAGUCAUUUGUGGCAAACGGCUGCAGUGCUGGAGCAGUUCCAGCUCAGCCCUCUGCCCCCGGGGCUGUGGCAGGAGUGUCCCAGGCAGAGCUCACACCCGCUGGCAGCCCUGGCCACAGCAUGGGCAUUUCAUUUGGCUGUGACUGGGGACAGUUGGGUGAGAGACAGACAAUCCCAACCCUCAUCUGAGAGGCGACAGUGACAUUUCCUAACUGAAUGUAAGACAAAUGCUGUGAAGAGUUACACGGGCUGGCGACCGGCCCCGCAACUGCCCCACAUCAACCUCCAGAGUAGCACUGGGACGUGGGGUUUGGUUUCAGGAGAAGAUGGUACUUCAGACACUUUGAGAUCUGCAUCAACUGCUGGUGAUUUCCAGACAAUUGUUCACUUUCCAUCUCUGGUCUCUCUGCUGGUUGUGUCUCAGGGGCCUGUUCCAGCGAGGGCCGUGUGCAGGCUCCCUGGGACUGCACUGAAGCCAUUUCUCUCUUGUUCAGUGAACACUUCCAAUAAAAGCUUGUUUUAAUCUC